AUGAAGUACGCUGCCUCCGUGCUGCUGGCCUCUGCAGGCUUAGCCACUGCCCUCGUUAAGCAAUGCAGCAGUGGUGAGGCCGUCAAAGAAGGCGGAAUCUGGUCCUGUGGUGUCGUGAACCAGAUCCUCUACGAAGGGAUCCAAGGCAAAGGCAGUUUCAAGGCAGUGACCGCCAUGAGCGCUUCUGGGAAAUGUCUUCAAGAAGAUCAGUCCUACGGCGGAUCAUUGGCUCCAUUGGACCAAGGUCUCUCUGUUCAUUUCCGAGGACCUCUCAAACUCAUGCAAUUCGCCGUCUACUACCACACUUCAUACCAGAAGCGUGAUCAGGUCGAUCCUGAAGUCGGCGUUGGCAAAUCUGAUACCGAAGUCCUAGCGCAAGAAGGCGAGGUCGAGGCUGGCCUCGAGACACCCAAGAUCUCGGCACGACAUAGACACGGCCACCGGUUUCUACACCGUGCUCAGCGGGACAAGCGAGCCGAUAUUGUAACUGCAACCAUCAACGGCGAGGUUGUGACAUGGGAGAACAACUACUUUGGUCCUGCCGCCACACCCAACCCUGUCCCGGCCCCGGUUCCCAAGGCCCAGGCUGGCGCAGGCGCUGCUGUUAAGGAUGCUGGUGCCGAUACCAGUGCUACUGCUAGCAAGAAGCCUAUUACUGACAAGAAGCCCAAGGGCAAGCCUGCUCCCUCAGGAUCCGACUGGGACCGUGUGGCUUAUUACAACGCCGAGGAGCAAGUUUCCGAGAACAUCAUCUUCAUGGGUAACCACGGCGGCCAGGGUUCUGGGGCUUUCGACGAAGUCUGGGGCCUUUCCCUCGCGUAUCUCAACUCCACUGGCACCGGCGGUGCCUCGUCCCCCCAAAUCCUCCAAAACAUCCAAAUUCCCUCCAACACAGAAUUCUCCAUCUUCUCGGCGGAAAAAUGCGAUUCCAGCUGCGGCUUCUCCCGCGUCCCCGAGAUCGCCUACAAGGGCUUCGGGGGCGCCAACAAGGUCUUCCUCUUUGAGUUCAAGAUGCCCUCCGACGGGACGCGCUGCCCGGCAGGCGCAAACCCCGGGUCCCAAGACUGCGCAAACCCAGACAUGCCCGCCAUCUGGGCUCUCAACGCUGCGAUCCCCCGCACCGCCCAGUACGCGAAUUGCUCGUGCUGGGGAACGGGCUGCGGCGAGAUCGACAUCUACGAGGUCCUGGCCCCCGGAGACACCAAGUGCAAGAGCACCCUCCACUUGACCAAUGGCGGGGGGAGCCCGGAUUACUUCGAAAGGCCGCAGGACGAGUAUAUCAAGGUGGCCACUGUUUUCCAUGAACAGACGGCCAGUGUUUCGAUCAAGAAGCUGCCGGAUCAUGUGGACUUUUCAAAGGGCCUGGAUGACGAGACUGUGUUGUCGUGGUUGAGCAGGCCGACAGAUGAGAAGGCGCGUAAGCUGAGCAGCUUGUUCCAGCUGUCGAGCUGA
Messenger RNA from Metarhizium acridum CQMa 102, 1452 nucleotides. The record is from RefSeq and is a predicted model, not a curated record. Lineage: Eukaryota; Fungi; Ascomycota; Sordariomycetes; Hypocreales; Clavicipitaceae.